Molecule: messenger RNA, 987 nt
Organism: Dalotia coriaria
Lineage: Eukaryota; Metazoa; Arthropoda; Insecta; Coleoptera; Staphylinidae
Product: stromal cell-derived factor 2
Exons: 3
Coding region: 123-776 (217 amino acids)
Source: RefSeq, a predicted model, not a curated record
UUGCAGUAUUGUGACAAACUGAAGUCAGACGUGUGUGUUGGACAGUCAUCGGUUCAUAACUUCACUUAACGUCUUGCUUAAAGCACUUUUUAAUCGAGUAAUUAAUAAAAUAAAACUAGAAAAUGAUCUCUCAACAGUUUGCCCUCAUCUUCCUAGGUGUUCUGUUUACUUUAUCAACUGAAUUACAUGCAUCCAGACAAAGAUAUGUCACCUGCGGAUCUGUAAUCAAGUUAAUAAACACAGAUCACCGCGUACGGUUGCAUUCCCAUGAUGUCAAAUAUGGCACUGGCAGUGGACAACAAUCAGUCACAGGUACAGAAAUCCAAGAAGAUGUUAACAGUUACUGGGCAGUCAAAGCAGCUUCUGGUCAGGUGUGCCCUAGAGGGGAAGCAAUCAAAUGUGGACAUAAGAUUAGACUAGAACACAGCUCAACAAAUAAAAAUCUGCACUCACAUCAUUUCUCUAGUCCACUCAGUGGACAUCAAGAAAUCAGCGCUUAUGGAGACAAUGGUGAAGGAGAUGUUGGAGAUAAUUGGGAAUUGAUAUGCUCAGGCGAAUUUUGGGAGAGAGACGACAGUGUCAUGCUGAAACACGUCGACACCGAUCAAUAUCUAGCUGCUACAGGAAGAACAUUCGGGCGGCCGAUCAACGGACAGAUGGAAAUCGCCGGUUUGCAUUCGACAAGCGGCGCGGUGCAUUGGCAAGCCAUGGAAGGCAUCUACCUACAUGCAUCUGAGAAUAUUAAGUCACAUUAUCAACCACAUCAUGAACUUUAACAUGAUUAAUAGAACUGUUUUGUUUUUACACUAAUUUGGUUUUAACUGCGCUAUAAACACACAACUACAAUGUGAUUCAAGAAUUUAUUUGUGUAAUUACUAUCGAAAUUUCUGUUUUGCGGCACAAGAAACGUGUGGGAUGUUGAAUUUUCACAAAAUAGUGUUUAUGUAUAUAUUAUUUCCCAAAGAAAAUAAAUUAAUUGGAAAAUUA